GAGAGCGAUGCAUUGUUCUUUCAGGAGUUCCACCCCCUUGCGUCGCCAGCUGCACACAAGCUGCAUCCUCUCAUGAUCCUCGUGGACCUCCUUCAUUUAAGUUGGACGUUAGCGACCCUUCCCUUAGUAUUGUUCCCUUCCUUACGAUUGUUGUCCCGCCAAGACAUCCGUUCUUACUAUUGUUCUUCACCGUCGGUUGGGGCUUCGAACCAUUCCACCGGUUCCGUUACGUCCGACCUCAAGACUUCCAAAGGGGCUCAAAUUUAUUCUAGAAGACUUAAAAACGUGGUCAUGUCCCUCGUCGGAACCAUCAAUUCUCCUUCCUCAAAUUCAUUCGCCGGAGCUUUCUUGGCUCUGCAACCUCUGAUACGUCCAUCAUGAAGUUCUUGGUUACUGUCGCGUCUAUCGCGCUACUUGCCGUGGGGGCGGCUGGGCUGCCGCCUGACAGGAACGGUGGUAAUGCAGCUGACCAAUACUUGGUGAAGUCUCUACCUCAAGUCAACUUCAAAAUCCCAAAAUCAUGGGCUGGCAGUCUGAAGGUUGGCUCGGGCUUCGGCACCGACUCCCUUUUUUUCUGGCUAUGGGAGGCCGAGACGCAGCAGGGCAAGAAUGACCUUAUUAUCUGGUUCAAUGGUGGCCCAGCAUGCAGUUCUUUACUUGGGCUCUUCAAAAUACAUGGUCCGGUCAUAUUCCCCAAGGCGGCAACAAAGCCGCAGCGCAACCCCUAUUCAUGGACCCGAGGGGCGAAUGUCCUAUAUAUCGACCAGCCCAUUGGCACAGGCUUCAGUACUGGCACAUCUAACAACACGGAUAAUGAACACAAUACUGCUGCUGUUGUGAAAUGGCUUGACUCAUUCUUCAACGUGUUCCCGGAGAUGCGGUCCAAGAAGAUCCACCUGAUGGGUGAGAGCUACGCCGGCGUUUUUCUCCCAUAUAUCGCCAAGGAGGUCCAGGCGCAGAAGGCAACUUUGAAGGUUAAGCUAUCCACUCUCAGCCUGGGAGAUGCGUUCUGGGGAAACUGGGCAGCGAUGAACAAUGUAGUUGCACUCGCAUACAUCGACGAACACCGAUUAAGCUACGGGACAAAUAUCCCCCCCAUCAUGUAUAACGUGCUCAAACAAGGCGACAAAGACUGUGGCUUCCCUGCUGUCCGGGCCCAAAUCACAUAUCCCCCCUCUGGCCCCAUCCACAUCCCUGGCAACCCGUCCGGGGCGAACUUCAAACGCAACGCUCCCACACCACCACCCGGCUACAUCCCCGAGAGGUGCGACUUUGAGGGCGGCACCAACACCCCCGAACGUCUCGCCUACAUCAUAAAUUACACUACCUGUUACGGCAUCUGUGACCCUUACGACGCCGCAUACAACUACUAUCUCUCUCCCUCCGCAAACCGCGAAUUCCAACCAUACAACAUCAACGAGCACGGCUACGAUAACCUCUACUCCGACGGCGCUUACAUCGCCUAUCUUAACCGCGCUGAUGUCCAGUCCGCCAUCCACACCCCCCACAUUCAAUUCAACCCUUGCAACGAUGACCUCGGCGGCUUGCUCGUCUCAAACGAUAGAAGAAUCCAGCCCCAACCGCCCGCCUACACCAUCGUCCCCAACCUUAUAUCCCAAGGCGUCAAAGUCCAUAUAUUCAACGGCAUCCUCGACUACGUGAUCCCGCACAUGGGCCAGGAACUAGUACUCCAGAACACCACCUGGGGAGGUUCCCAAGGCUUCUCGCGCCCUCCGACCUGCGACGUAUUACGCAAUUCCAAGGGACAACAAGUCAGCCAAGGGCGCGAGGAGAGGGGGAUGAGUUACUAUACUUUUCAGAACGCCGGACAUCGUGUUGCUCAGGAUGAUCCGGAGGGGUCACUGCAGUGGUUGAUAAAGGUUGUGGUUAGGGGGCCGAAUGCGGCGUGGGCGUGGUCGUAGAGGUUGGUGGGGAAGGGAUGGUAGCUUGGAUAUUGGUGUUGUUGCGUACUGUCAUUUUCGUAUCAAGGUCUUUCUUAAUAUAUGAAAGGUGAUAUCUA
Pseudogymnoascus verrucosus is the source of this 2020-nucleotide messenger RNA. RefSeq lists its product as uncharacterized. Gene Ontology annotation, molecular function: serine-type carboxypeptidase activity. Bases 378 to 1922 code for a protein of 514 amino acids. Lineage: Eukaryota; Fungi; Ascomycota; Leotiomycetes; Thelebolales; Thelebolaceae. Gene Ontology annotation, biological process: proteolysis; apoptotic process. The transcript has 3 exons. The record is from RefSeq and is a predicted model, not a curated record. Gene Ontology annotation, cellular component: trans-Golgi network.